Messenger RNA from Macaca mulatta (Rhesus monkey), 4158 nucleotides. It is a transcript of the gene KIF2A, whose product is annotated as kinesin family member 2A. The record is from RefSeq and is a predicted model, not a curated record. Gene Ontology annotation, cellular component: microtubule. Gene Ontology annotation, molecular function: microtubule motor activity; microtubule binding; ATP binding. Gene Ontology annotation, biological process: microtubule-based movement; microtubule depolymerization. Lineage: Eukaryota; Metazoa; Chordata; Mammalia; Primates; Cercopithecidae.
CCCAGCGUCGGCUCCCGGGCAGGCGGCGCGGGCCCUCCCACUCUACCCCGCGCCGCCUCACGGCCCCGGCCCUAGCUUCACCCCGACUCCCCGGCGUGCGCGUCCUCCUGCCGGCCUGCAGGCCCGGGGCCUCCGCCUGCUUCCCCACAACUGCUCCUCGCGGCCCCGCUCGCGUUCACGCUGUCGCCCGGGCCGGCGCGGCCGCGGGCAGCCGCUCCCCCUCCCACACCUACCCCGCCCCCUCCCCGCCUUUUCCGUUCUCCGGUCCCCCUCCCUCGGCCCGCUGCCGCUGCUCCAGAUGAGGUGAUGGCAACGGCCAACUUCGGCAAGAUCCAGAUCGGGAUUUACGUGGAGAUCAAGCGCAGCGAUGGCCGAAUACAUCAAGCAAUGGUAACAUCUUUAAAUGAAGAUAAUGAAAGUGUAACUGUUGAAUGGAUAGAAAAUGGAGAUACAAAAGGCAAAGAGAUUGACCUGGAGAGCAUCUUUUCACUUAACCCUGACCUUGUUCCUGAUGAAGAAAUUGAACCCAGUCCAGAAACACCUCCACCUCCAGCAUCUUCAACCAAAGUAAACAAAAUUGUAAAGAAUCGACGGACUGUGGCUUCCAUUAAGAAUGACCCUCCUCCAAGAGAUAAUAGAGUGGUUGGUUCAGCACGUGCACGGCCCAGUCAAUUUCCUGAACAGUCUUCCUCUGCACAACAGAAUGGUAGUGUUUCAGAUAUAUCUCCAGUUCAAGCUGCAAAAAAGGAAUUUGGACCCCCUUCACGUAGAAAAUCUAAUUGUGUGAAAGAAGUAGAAAAACUGCAAGAAAAACGAGAAAAAAGGAGAUUGCAACAGCAAGAACUUAGAGAAAAAAGAGCCCAGGACGUUGAUGCUACGAACCCAAAUUAUGAAAUUAUGUGUAUGAUCAGAGACUUUAGAGGAAGUUUGGAUUAUAGACCAUUAACAACAGCAGAUCCUAUUGAUGAACAUAGGAUAUGUGUGUGUGUAAGAAAACGACCACUCAAUAAAAAAGAAACACAAAUGAAAGAUCUUGAUGUAAUCACAAUUCCGAGUAAAGAUGUUGUGAUGGUACAUGAACCAAAACAAAAAGUAGAUUUAACAAGAUACCUAGAAAACCAAACAUUUCGUUUUGAUUAUGCCUUUGAUGACUCAGCUCCUAAUGAAAUGGUUUACAGGUUUACUGCUAGACCACUAGUGGAAACUAUAUUUGAAAGAGGAAUGGCUACAUGCUUUGCUUAUGGGCAGACUGGAAGUGGAAAAACUCAUACUAUGGGUGGUGACUUUUCAGGAAAGAACCAAGAUUGUUCUAAAGGAAUUUAUGCAUUAGCAGCUCGAGAUGUCUUUUUAAUGCUAAAGAAGCCAAACUAUAAGAAGCUAGAACUUCAAGUAUAUGCAACCUUCUUUGAAAUUUAUAGUGGAAAGGUGUUUGACUUGCUAAAUAGGAAAACAAAAUUAAGAGUUCUAGAAGAUGGAAAACAGCAGGUUCAAGUGGUGGGAUUACAGGAACGGGAGGUCAAAUGUGUUGAAGAUGUACUGAAACUCAUUGACAUAGGCAACAGUUGCAGAACAUCCGGUCAAACAUCUGCAAAUGCACAUUCAUCUCGGAGCCAUGCAGUGUUUCAGAUUAUUCUUAGAAGGAAAGGAAAACUACAUGGCAAAUUUUCUCUCAUUGAUUUGGCUGGAAAUGAAAGAGGAGCUGAUACUUCCAGUGCGGACAGGCAAACUAGGCUUGAAGGUGCUGAAAUUAAUAAAAGCCUUUUAGCACUCAAGGAGUGCAUCAGAGCCUUAGGUAGAAAUAAACCUCAUACUCCUUUCCGUGCAAGUAAACUCACUCAGGUGUUAAGAGAUUCUUUCAUAGGUGAAAACUCUCGUACCUGCAUGAUUGCCACAAUCUCUCCAGGAAUGGCAUCCUGUGAAAAUACUCUUAAUACGUUAAGAUAUGCAAAUAGAGUAAAGGAGUUUGGAAUUAGUCCAUCAGACAUUCCCUUCUCACAGGGUAGUGGCAGUCGCCCUGAUCUCUCUCCUUCUUAUGAAUAUGACGACUUUUCUCCUUCAGUUACCAGGGUCAAAGAAUUGACUGUAGAUCCAACUGCUGCUGGUGAUGUUCGUCCAAUAAUGCACCAUCCACCAAACCAGAUUGAUGACUUAGAGACACAGUGGGGUGUGGGGAGUUCCCCUCAGAGAGAUGAUCUAAAACUUCUUUGUGAACAAAAUGAAGAAGAAGUUUCUCCACAACUGUUUACUUUCCACGAAGCUGUCUCACAAAUGGUAGAAAUGGAAGAACAAGUUGUAGAAGAUCACAGGGCAGUGUUCCAGGAAUCCAUUCGGUGGUUAGAAGAUGAAAAGGCUCUCUUAGAGAUGACUGAAGAAGUAGACUAUGAUGUCGAUUCAUAUGCCACACAACUAGAAGCUAUUCUUGAGCAAAAAAUAGACAUUUUAACUGAGCUGCGGGACAAAGUGAAAUCUUUCCGUGCAGCUCUACAAGAAGAGGAACAAGCCAGCAAGCAAAUCAACCCUAAGAGACCCCGUGCCCUUUAAACCGGCAUUUGCUGCUAAAGGAUUCCCAGAACCCUCACUACUGUAACAUACAACGGUUCAGCUGUAAGGGCCAUUUGAAAGUUUGGAAUUUUAAGUGUCUGUGGAAAAUGUUUUGUCCUUCACCUGAAUUACAUUUCAAUUUUGUGAAACACUCUUGUCUACAAAAUGCUUCUAGUCCAGGAGGCACAACCAAGAAUUGGGAUUAAUGAAGCAUUUUGUUUCAUUUACGCAAAUAGUGAUUUACUUUUGGAGAUCCUUGUCAGUUUUAUUUUCUAUUUGAUGAAGUAAGACUGUGGACUCGAUCCAGAGCCAGAUAGUAGGGGGAAGCCACAGCAUUUCCUUUUAACUCAGUUCAAUUUUUGUAGUGAGACUGAGCAGUUUUAAAUCCUUUGCGUGCAUGCAUACCUCAUCAGUGAUUGUACAUACCUUGCCCACUCCUAGAGACAGCUGUGCUCACCUUUUCCUGCUUUGUGCCUUGAUUAAGGCUACUGACCCUAAAUUUCUGAAGCACAGCCAAGAAAAAUUACAUUCCUUAUUUGUCAUUGUAAAUUACCUUUGUGUGUACAUUUUUACUGUAUUUGAGACAUUUUUUGUGUGUGACUAGUUAAUUUUGCAGGAUGUGCCAUAUCAUUGAACGGAACUAAAGUCUGUGACAGUGGAUAUAGCUGCUGGACCAUUCCAUCUUAUAUGUAAAGAAAUCUGGAAUUAUGAUUUUAAAACCAUAUAACGUGAUUAUAAUUUUUCUCAGCAUUUUCUUUGUAAAGAACUAAAAUAUAAACUAGUUGGUGUAUAAUAAAAAGUAAUGAAAUUCUGAGAAGAGUUUUAUCUUAGGAAAAUACAUAUAUAUGCAGUGUGUGUGCCAGUGUGGUAUUAACAAGACUAAAAUAGUGCAAUUUGAUCCUUACCAAUAUCAUUACUUAAUUUGAAGUGUUCAUUACCACCCCAAAAUACACCUUUUCUAUGUACUGUUAAAGGAAAUUGGCUUCUGAUGCAUGAACAUUUACAUGUACAUUGAAAGUAGUCCAUAAUAGAAGUUAGUUUAAGCCAAGUGUAGACAGUACAUUACUCCCUUGAAAAAGAAUUAAGCUGAAAGAGUUGACUUUGCCUUAAAAGGCAGAUCUAACCCAAGCUCCAUCCAGUACCAAAUGUGAAACUUCGUUGUUAUUUGGUGAGAAUCAUCAAAUUCUCACUAAUACAUUGGUGUAGGGCAUGCUACUUUUUAAACAGCAGCACUUAUUUUUACAGAUUGCUACUCCAAGGAAGAAAACUGGCCACUUUUCAUGUAAAUAUUUUGUUCAAAGAUUUGUAUAUCUCUCUAGGAGUUUUCCCUCAGUUCCCAGGAUGGGGUCCAGGAGUAGAUUAACAGCUAAAAAUCUCCCAAGGAUAUCUUGUUUUGAUUUAUUUACUCCAGGGAACUACCAGCUCCUUCAUAGGAGCCAAAGGGGAGCUAUGAAUAGAGAGUCACAUGAGCCAGAUUCUUUACUUUACUGUUCAUAAAACCCAGAGAGUAGUUGUGAAAGAUCCUAAUACAAGUGUGAAAAGCUCUGUAAACAUGAAAUCUAAAACAAAUGUAGAUUUUCACAAUAUGCUUAUUAAUAAAUGAAGUCUAUGGAAUAA